CAUUUCUCCAACUCACAAACACAAUCACCUUCUCCAUUUCCACCAAAUUUGCCUUCAAAAGCAAAGAAAAAGGAAAUGGAGAUCUCAAAAACAACUUUUAUUGUGUUCAUGGUUUUAGCCAUGGCCCAUUCUUCACUAGCCCAAAACGCUCCCAAAGAUAUCGUUAUUGUCCACAACAAAGCCCGUGCAGAAGUUGGUGUCCCACUCCCACCAUUAAAAUGGAACGACACUCUUGCUUCCUAUGCCCAUGACUAUGCCACCACAAAAUUAGCUGAAUGCAAAUUAAUACAUUCUGAUGGACCCUAUGGUGAAAAUCUUGCCAUGGGCUACGGCGAAUUUUCGGCGGUCGACGCUGUUAACCUGUGGGUAGGAGAGAAACCAAACUAUGAAUAUGCAACAAAUUCUUGCAAAAGUGGGAUGUGUGGGCAUUAUACUCAAGUGAUAUGGCGUAACACACUUCAAGUUGGAUGUGCGAGAUUGAAAUGCCAGAAUGGUGAAGCUUGGUUUGUGUCAUGUAACUAUUAUCCCCCUGGAAAUUACAUUGGAGAACGUCCUUAUUGAUUAAUAUAAUUAAAAUGGUUUUAAUAUAUUAAUUUCAUUCCAUGCAAGUAUAUAUAUAUAUAUGUUACGUUCCAAUUUUCAACAUGUAAUAGGGGAGAUGGUCGUAGCUAGCCCUGCGAUCGUCGAUCAGUUUUUGUGAAAAACAAAAAGGAAUAUAAGGACUAAUUUUGGA
This is a messenger RNA of Nicotiana attenuata, 733 nucleotides long. RefSeq names its product pathogenesis-related leaf protein 4-like. The record is from RefSeq and is a predicted model, not a curated record. The coding region runs from base 76 to 561 and encodes 161 amino acids. Lineage: Eukaryota; Viridiplantae; Streptophyta; Magnoliopsida; Solanales; Solanaceae. The transcript has a single exon. Gene Ontology annotation, cellular component: extracellular region.